Adineta steineri is the source of this 714-nucleotide messenger RNA. Lineage: Eukaryota; Metazoa; Rotifera; Eurotatoria; Adinetida; Adinetidae. The record is from the annotation of a GenBank genome assembly.
AUGCUUGAUUUUCAUACAUUAAUAUUGAUUUAUUUUAAUAUACAGCCUACACCUGUUUAUUAUACUGAUUGGCGUCAAAAACCAUCGAUUCCAUUUCGUCGUGGAAAACAUUACAACAUCUCGAAAGUUGGUCCUCCUAUAACAAUAUCUGUUUAUCCACCGACUAUUUUAUUCGGUCGUUUACUUAAAUUAAUAUGGGGUAAAAGUCCUAUUUGGGAAAUAUCACAAUCAUCUAUUGAUAUUGAUGAUUAUUUACCUAUUUGUUUACAUCCAGUACCACUUCCAACAAUAACUGAUCAUAUAAAACAUCAAACUCUUUGUGCUAAACCAAUUAUUUGGAUGGUACGAAGAUCUCAAGUACAAGCUCAUUCUAUUUCUCGAUCUAUUAAUAAAAUACGAUUGAUUGAUGAAUUACCAAUAAAUCAAAAAUAUAAUUUUGUUUUACUUGGUAAUGGCAAUUUAGUAUUUGGUAAAAUUCCACAUAGAACACUUAAAUAUCCUUAUCGAUUAUUAAGUAAACAUGUAGUUCUUGCUAAACGUUCGCCUAAUGUACGAUUUGCAGGUGAAAUGAAAAAAACUGAUAAUGGUGAAACAUUGCUUAUCAAUAAUAAUUCUGGUACUUAUCGACCGGAUGAUAAAAUGGUGCCUGAUGCUGUGGCUUAUUUUCACCGUCUUUUUCCUCAUUUACUAGUACGUGAAAUAUCACGACAUUAA